AUGUCUCGUGAGUGCUUCAGACCCGAGGCUCCAAAGUGUAAUAGCUUACGUCGGGCAGUCCCACCAGAAGUACGGACGCAAUAUGUUGCCAUCAUUGAUGAGACACUCGAAGGCGCGGAUUUGAAUACUGUCUCAGUCAAGCAAGUCCGACAUGCCAUACAGUCCAAAGUUCAGUACGAUAUCACUCCGCACAAGACAUCCAUCGCUGAGCUCGUCCGCGAAAGGUUCGAAGUGGUCGCAGCCAAGCUCAAAGAUGCCGAGGAAGCUCUACCUUCAGUCGAGACCGAUGCGGCACCUGCUGUCAACGGCAAUGGUGUUCACAAGUACAAGGAGGAAUCAGCAGCGCCCUCGACGUCCGCAAGUUCCGCCAUCAAGCGCGCCGCUACGAGCGAGUCCCUCUCGGACGUCGUAGACACUGCGCCGCCCAAAAAGAAGAGGAAGGCCAGCCCCGAGGACGAUGCUACUCUGGCCGCCAGACUGCAAGCAGAAGAGGACCAGAUGGCACGGCCUACACGUGGCGGCAACAGUCGCAAGACCGCUGUAAGCAAGAAGAAGCGGACUCCCAAGAAGAAGUCAGCAAAGACAGUUGGCAGCGAUGACUCGGAUGUCGAUGGCGUGGAGAAGCCUAAGAAGAACACCGGCUUUCACAAACCGUUGAAUCUGUCGGCGCCUCUUGCGGCACUGCUCGGUGACUCCCAGCUCUCUCGACCUGAAGUCACCAAGAGACUGUGGAAACAUAUCAAAGGCAACAAUCUCCAAGAUCCUGCCGACAAACGGUACAUUCAAUGUGAUGAGCCGAUGCGCAGCGUUUUCAAACAGGAUCGAGUUCACAUGUUCACCAUGACGAAAUUGGCCAGUGAGCAAAUGUACGCCAUCGAGGAAUCGUAA
Molecule: messenger RNA, 888 nt
Organism: Cyphellophora attinorum
Lineage: Eukaryota; Fungi; Ascomycota; Eurotiomycetes; Chaetothyriales; Cyphellophoraceae
Product: Upstream activation factor subunit spp27
Exons: 3
Coding region: 1-888 (295 amino acids)
Biological process (GO): nucleolar large rRNA transcription by RNA polymerase I; transcription initiation at RNA polymerase I promoter
Cellular component (GO): RNA polymerase I upstream activating factor complex; nucleus
Molecular function (GO): RNA polymerase I cis-regulatory region sequence-specific DNA binding
Source: RefSeq, a predicted model, not a curated record